GUUUUGCUAGGCAUUAUACAAACAUCCGAGUUCACAGCGACAUAUACCAGAACACGAAUGCAUACCGACGUGAUUACACAGUCACUCAGUUGACACGACUAGCACGCAGUAAGUCGCCCAUACAGACUUCCGGGAAGAGUAAUUUAUGAUCGCCAAGAAUGUCCAAUAUGGAAGACGAAUAUGACUUCUCUCACCCCGAGAGAGGCGUGGCUGUCAUUAUCAACAAUGAGGCGUUCUCCACACCGGGGCAAGAAGAAUCCGAUGACCGUGCGGGUUCGUCAUAUGAUGCUGAGGCAUUGGAUACCAUGUUCACUGGGCUUGGGUUCAAAGUUCACAGAUACGACAAUCUCACGUCAUCAGCAAUGGUUGAGACACUGACAGCAAUCGCUGACAUGGAAAUUCACUCAAAGUCCGAUUGUUUUGCGUGUGCUAUUCUGUCCCACGGUGGCGAUGCCGUGAUCCCUGACAACACCCCCGGGGCAGUGCUGCUGGAGCGCCAGGAUUACGUAUUGGGAGUUGACGGUGGGGUUGUGUUGGUAGCCAGCAUCAUCAGCAUCUUCAGCGAUACACGAUGCCCGGGACUAGUGGGGAAACCCAGGCUAUUUUUCUUCCAGGCCUGUCGUGGAACCAAUAUGGAUUCUGGGGUAGGUGUCAAAGUGAGAAAGACCAAGGUUAACCCGGAUGUGAGAACUCCGCGGGAAGGUGAUGGGGCUGAACAGACUGACCACAAGGAUGCCGAGGAAGGUAACGUCGACAUAGAGGACAGCAACGUAGAAACCAAUUACGACAGCGACAUUGACAACACUGACAGCAUAACCCUCCGCCCAGUGCUGUCUGUCUCCCCUUCAAACAUCAACAAGGAUAUCCUGGUGAUGUACGCAACGCCUCCAGGUUUCUAUGCAUGGCGGAGGGACACUGGUGCGUGGUUUACACAGAGUCUUCGGACGAUUCUAACACCGUAUAAUGCAACGUACUGGUCACUCACAACGUUGCUGACCCAUGUAAAUAAAAGGGUAGCAGUAUGGUAUGAAUCAUCGUACCCAGGCGAUACUUCCAUGAACGAAAAGAAGCAAGUUCCUUGCAUCACCCACAUGCUGACCAAGGACGUGUAUUUCAGACCAAAAAACAUGAAGCAUUCGACUUUGGUUUAGUUUUAUACGAUGGAUCAUGAGUAUCCAUGUGAUAAGACGCUGUAACCCGCUGUUGCGUCCCUUAGUUACAAGGAUCUGCUGACUUGAUUAAAUUAUCGUUGUGUGAUACCAUUAAGUUCUUUUAGUGAUUAAUCACAUACAGUAAACUACGUUUAUAACGAACACGAUUACAACGAAUUGGCGGAUAUAACGAACUGUUGUUUUUUGUCCCGGCUAUUGGCGGUAUCCUUUAGUUGAAACGCUUAUAACGAUCUACGGUUAUAAUGAACAGAAAAUAUUGGUCCCUUUGAGUUCGUUAUUACCGUAUUUUACUGUAUUCUUAUUUUGAUGAUAUUAAUAUCGUCCUAUCCAAAUACCUUUGGAUAUUACAUGCGUAUUCUCUGAAUAUUGUAU
Haliotis rufescens (red abalone) is the source of this 1544-nucleotide messenger RNA. RefSeq names its product caspase-3-like. Gene Ontology annotation, molecular function: cysteine-type endopeptidase activity. Bases 159 to 1151 code for a protein of 330 amino acids. Lineage: Eukaryota; Metazoa; Mollusca; Gastropoda; Lepetellida; Haliotidae. Gene Ontology annotation, biological process: proteolysis. The transcript has 5 exons. The record is from RefSeq and is a predicted model, not a curated record.